Molecule: messenger RNA, 3400 nt
Organism: Cyanistes caeruleus (blue tit)
Lineage: Eukaryota; Metazoa; Chordata; Aves; Passeriformes; Paridae
Source: RefSeq, a predicted model, not a curated record
UCCCCUGGCAGCAAAGCCGCCGUUGUCCUCCCCACCCCCACAAAGGGUGCAAAAUGAGGAAGUGGUGGGAGGGAAAGAAAAUUCGUCACAAUCGUUGUAAGAGCAGAAAGGCAAAAGCCGAGUGCUUGGGAUGGCCCUGGGCUGUCGGUGACAGGAGCCGAGCGCCCCGGGACACAGGGACAUCAUGGGCAGCAAGGAGCGCUUCCACUGGCAGAGCCACAAUGUCAAGCAGAGUGGCGUGGAUGACAUGGUGCUGCUGUCCAAGAUCUCAGAGGAGGCCAUCGUGGAGAACCUCAAGAAGCGUUUCAUGGAUGAUUUCAUCUUUACCUACAUUGGGCCCGUGCUGAUCUCCGUGAACCCCUUCAAGCAGAUGCCGUAUUUCACCGAGCGGGAGAUCGAGCUGUACCAGGGCGCGGCCCAGUAUGAAAAUCCCCCCCAUAUCUACGCCCUGACUGACAACAUGUACCGGAACAUGCUGAUCGACGGGGAGAACCAGUGCGUCAUCAUCAGCGGAGAAAGCGGAGCUGGGAAAACGGUGGCAGCAAAAUACAUCAUGGGCUACAUCUCCAAAGUGUCUGGGGGUGGGGAGAAAGUCCAGCACGUGAAGGACAUCAUCCUGCAGUCCAACCCGCUGCUGGAGGCCUUUGGAAACGCCAAAACUGUCCGGAACAACAAUUCCAGCCGCUUCGGAAAAUACUUCGAGAUCCAGUUCAGCCGGGGUGGAGAACCCGAUGGGGGCAAGAUCUCCAACUUCCUGCUGGAGAAGUCACGCGUGGUGAGCCAGAACGAGUGCGAGCGGAAUUUCCACAUCUACUACCAGCUCAUCCAAGGGGCAUCCCAAGAGCAGCGGCAGAAUUUGGGCAUCAUGAGCCCGGAUUAUUACUUCUACCUGAACCAGACAGACACCUACCAGGUGGAGGGCACAGAUGACCGCAGCGACUUCCACGAGACCAUGAACGCCAUGCAGGUCAUCGGCAUCUGCGGCGAGGACCAGCAGCUGGUGCUGCAGAUCGUGGCAGGGAUCCUGCACCUGGGCAACAUCAGCUUCCGGGAGCAGGGCAACUACGCCCAGGUGGAGAACGCUGACUCCCUGGCCUUCCCUGCCUACCUGCUGGGGGUCGACCAGGAGCGCCUCAAGGAGAAGGUCACCAGCAGGAAAAUGGACAGCAAGUGGGGCGGCCGCUCCGAGUCCAUCACUGUCACCCUCAACGUGGAGCAGGCGGCCUACACCCGGGACGCCCUGGCCAAGGGGCUCUACGCCCGCGUCUUCGACUUCCUUGUGGAGUCCAUCAACCGGGCCAUGCAGAAGCCGUACGAGGAGUACAGCGUCGGGGUGCUGGACAUCUAUGGCUUCGAGAUAUUCCAGAAAAAUGGCUUUGAGCAAUUCUGCAUUAAUUUUGUGAACGAGAAGCUGCAGCAGAUCUUCAUCGAGCUGACCCUGAAGGCAGAGCAGGAGGAAUAUGUGCAGGAGGGGAUCAAGUGGACACAGAUCCAGUACUUCAACAACAAGGUGGUGUGUGACCUGAUAGAGAACAAGCUGAACCCCCCCGGGAUCAUGAGUGUCCUGGAUGAUGUGUGUGCCACCAUGCAUGCCACGGGCGAGGGCGCUGACCAGACCCUGCUGCAGAAGCUGCAGGCAGCCGUGGGCACCCACGAGCAUUUCAACAGCUGGAGCUCAGGCUUUGUCAUCCACCACUACGCUGGCAAGGUGUCCUACGAUGUGAACGGCUUCUGUGAGCGCAACCGGGACGUGCUGUUCACUGACCUGAUCGAGCUCAUGCAGAGCAGUGAAUACGGUUUCAUCCGGAUGCUUUUCCCAGAAAAACUUGAUUCUGACAAAAAGGGACGACCGACCACCGCGGGCUCCAAAAUCAAGAAACAGGCCAACGACCUGGUGAACACGCUCAUGAAGUGCACCCCACACUACAUCCGCUGCAUCAAACCCAACGAGACCAAGAAGCCCCGGGACUGGGAAGAGAGCAGGGUGAAGCACCAGGUCGAGUACCUGGGGCUGAAGGAGAACAUCCGGGUGCGCCGGGCAGGGUUCGCCUAUCGCCGCCUCUUCCACAAGUUCCUGCAACGCUACGCCAUCCUCACCCCCGAGACGUGGCCGUCGUGGCGCGGGGAUGAGCGCCAAGGGGUGCAGCACCUCCUGCGCUCGGUCAACAUGGACCCGGAGCAGUACCAGAUGGGCCGGAGCAAGGUGUUCGUCAAGAACCCCGAGUCGCUCUUCCUGCUGGAGGAGAUGAGGGAGAGGAAAUUUGACAGCUUCGCCCGGGUGAUCCAGAAGGCCUGGCGCCGGCACAUCGCCAUCCGCAAAUACGAGCAGAUGAGAGAGGAGGCCGCCAGCAUCCUCUACAACUUCAAAGAGCGGCGGAGGAACAGCAUCAACAGGAAUUUCGUGGGCGAUUACCUGGGCAUGGAGGAGCGGCCAGAGCUGCGCCAGUUCCUGGCCAAGCGGGAGCGCGUCGACUUCGCCGACUCCAUCACCAAAUAUGACCGGAGGUUCAAGCCCAUCAAGCGGGAUUUCAUCCUCACCCCCAAGUACUUCUACCUGAUCGGGCGGGAGAAGGUGAAGAAGGGGCCUGAGAAGGGGCAGAUCAAGGAGGUGCUCAAGAAGAAGGUGGAGCUGCAGGCGGUGAGCGGCGUCUCGCUGAGCACCAGGCAGGAUGACUUCUUCAUCCUCCACGAGAAUGAUGCCGACAAUUUCUUGGAGUCCAUCUUCAAGACGGAGCUGAUCAGCCUCCUGUGCAAACGCUUCGAGGAGCUCACUCGCUCCAAGCUGCCCCUCUCCUUCAAGGACACACUACAGUUUCGGGUGAAGAAGGAGGGCUGGGGUGGCGGUGGCACCCGCAGCGUCACCUUCAUCAGGGGACAGGGCGACGUGGCCGCCCUCAAAGCUGGAGGCAAAACCCUUACGGUCAGCAUCGGGGAUGGGCUCCCCAGGAAUGCCAAGCCCACAAGGAAGGGGGCAGCACAGGGCAGAGGUGGCGACAGGCGUCAGGCACCGUCCCGAAGUGCCCCACCAGCACCCAGAGGAGCCUGCAGGAACGGGGGCCCCCAGAUGCCCCGCGGCGAUGCCUGGGCCCAGAGAGACACCUACAAGAUGCCCCAGAAGCAGACGCGGGGUCCCCCGGCCGCGGCUCUUCCUGCCCGCCCCGCCGGCCACCAGCCCAAGGCACGGCCCCCAUCUGAGCACAACAUGGACUUCCUCAAUGUGCCUGACCAGGGGGUGGCUGGGAUGCAGCGCCGGCGCAGCGUGAGCCAGCGGCCGCCCCCGGCCCGGCGCCCCAAGCCCCAGCCCAAGCCCCUGGGGUACUUGGCUGACUCCCUGGAUGCUCCAAAGUCCCAGGAUGCUCCAAAAGCCCUGGGAUGCUCCAAGGCCUUCAGGAUGCUCUGA